GAAAAGUUAAAAUGAACAGUUCUGAAAAAACCUCCCACGCACACAAAAAAAAAGAGCACUAAUCAACUUUUGUCGCCCUUUUUUCAGAGGUUUCCUUUAUGCUUAGUAGAAUCUGUUCAGAAACAAGACGAGAAAAGAAAGGAAAUGUAUAUUCUGCCUAGUAGGGAGAGAAAUAAGCGUGUGCUCAUCCCUUCCUUUUCAGCUUUCAGCAUAACUAAGAUGCAUGCUUUGAAUAUAUAUAUGGAUACGUGUUUGUUACAGACUCACAGUUAUGUAUUUAAACAAAGCAGGUGGUCUCAGAUUGCGGCACGUCUUCCAGGAAGGACAGACAACGAAAUAAAGAAUUUCUGGAACUCCACAUUAAAGAAAAGAUUGAAGAUCAAUAACACUUCCACAUCCUCACCAAAUGACAGUGAUUCAUCAGAGCCUAGAGAUCAUGCCGUAGGAAAUAUCAUGCCUAUGCAUGAUCCUGACAUUAUGACUCUAUGCAUGGACUCAUCUUCCUCAUCAUCCAUAUCCAUGCAAGGUAUGAUCACAAGCAACCAAUUUGAUUCUUUCUCCAUGCUCAACAACCGCUAUGAUGUGACUGGUGCAGCAAGUUUAUUUGACAUGUCCACAUGCUUGACACAAGUGGGCAUGGGAGAUGGAUUUUAUGGUGAUCAUUAUGGGAUUUUGGAGGCCAAUAAUAAAACGGGGCUAGAAAGUGAUCUUUCUCUUCCACCAUUAGAGAGUAGAAGCUUUGAAGAGAAUAAUACAGUGAGUAAUAACAGAAUUGGCAUGAAAAGCAGCAGCAGCAGCAACAACAACAACUGCUUUGAUAAUGCUUGCUUCGAUAAUACUUUCUUCAACAAUACUGAUCAGAGAUUUAAAGUAGAGGACAUGUUGGGGCUUGAAAAUCAUUGGCAAGGAGAAAACUUGAGAAUGGGAGAAUGGGAUUUUGAAGGUUUAAUGGAAAACAUAACUUCCUUUCCUUUACUUGAUUUCCAAGUAGAAUAACCAUCUACCCUUACCCCCCCCUUCUCAUAAAGCUACCCUUUGCUAUCGAUGCUAUGUCCUAGGAAAUUUUGGGCAUAUACUUUCUUCCUCAAAAUUUUACCAAAACAAACUUCUUUUUCAAACUUUCUAGUUUGGUACCCUCAAAAGUUUUUAUUUUUGAAAAAAAAAUCCUUUUUUUCCCAUCAAUAUUGUGCUUGCUCUCUCUAUACCUUUUGUUUCUUCCAGCUGUGAAAGAAGUUUAUGCGUGAACACUUCCUUAUUGUUGGAAAAGCAUGCAAUAAGUAAUGCAAAUUAGAGAUUAGAGGUGGCCAGAGAUUCUUUGUAUGUAAUUGGAUCGGUCUUGGAGGCAUUCGGUCAUUUCUUGGAACGCGUUGGUGCAAUAAUCAUCGUUCCCUUGAAGGAGAGAAAUGUGAAUAGCAGUAUAGAAAUUAGAAAGGGAAAUAAAGGCAUGAUUAGUAGGUGAAUUGUUUAGUAGCAUGUACAAAUUAUAAACAGAAAAUAAUGAGGAGGUGAAGGCUGUUAUUAGUGGGAGAUGAGAUGUGAUGAGAAGGAUAAUGUAACAUACCUUACGCUAAUAAGAAGGAGCUUGUUACAUACAGUCAAA
This is a messenger RNA of Populus euphratica (Euphrates poplar), 1600 nucleotides long. RefSeq names its product transcription factor MYB46-like. The transcript has a single exon. The coding region runs from base 145 to 996 and encodes 283 amino acids. The record is from RefSeq and is a predicted model, not a curated record. NCBI's taxonomy places the organism in Eukaryota, Viridiplantae, Streptophyta, Magnoliopsida, Malpighiales, Salicaceae.